AUUCUGAGUGCUACUACUAACAUUGGUCUCCGAAUUGCACCUGCUUCUUAAAUUGCUGUACCUUCUUCUCCAGAUCCAACAACACCAAAUACGCAAACACGCCGUUAGUUCAAGAGUUCCGCUCCUUCAAUGCAGUAACUUUCUGCUAAUUCUGAAAGAUAUUUACCACAUUUUGUCUCUCAGAUCAAAUGGCUGUUCCGAUUGAAGAAGCUAUAGCUGCACUAUCCACAUUUUCUUUAGAGGAUGAUCAAGCAGAGGUACAAGGUCCAGGGUUUUGGGUUUCAGCUGAAGGAGGUGCAACUAUUAGUCCAAUUGAGUACAGUGACGUGGCUGCAUAUAGGCUGUCAUUAUCGGAAGACACUAAAGCUAUUAACCAGCUGAACACACUUAUACAAGAGGGGAAGGAAAUGGGUUCCGUGCUCUACACAUAUAGAAGUUGCGUUAAAGCGCUUCCUCAGCUUCCAGAUUCUAUGAAGCAAAGCCAGGCUGACCUGUAUCUCGAAACUUAUCAAGUUUUGGAUUUGGAAAUGAGCCGUCUGCGUGAAAUCCAGAGAUGGCAAGCAUCAGCUGCAUCUAAGCUGGCAGCUGACAUGCAACGUUUUUCCAGACCGGAGCGUCGCAUUAAUGGUCCCACAGUAACUCAUCUAUGGUCCAUGCUGAAGUUACUUGAUGUUCUGAUCCAGCUUGAUCAUCUUAAAAAUGCAAAAGCUAGUAUACCUAAUGACUUUUCUUGGUACAAAAGAACAUUCACACAAGUCAGUGUACAGUGGCAAGAUACAGAUUCAAUGAGGGAGGAGUUGGAUGAUUUGCAGAUCUUCUUGAGCACGAGGUGGGCUAUUUUGUUAAACUUGCAUGUUGAGAUGUUCCGGGUGAACAAUGUUGAAGACAUUCUUCAAGUUCUCAUUGUCUUCAUAGUCGAGUCAUUGGAAUUGAAUUUUGCACUUCUGUUUCCGGAGAGGCACACACUUCUUCGUGUUUUGCCUGUCCUUGUUGUCUUAGCAUCAUCAUCAGAGAAAGAUAGCGAAUCAUUGUACAAAAGGGUGAAAAUCAACAGACUUAUUAACAUAUUUAAGAAUGAUCCUGUGAUACCUGCUUUCCCAGAUCUUCACCUGUCUCCUGCUGCAAUUUUAAAAGAGUUAUCAGCAUACUUCCCUAAAUUUUCUGCACAAACUCGGCUUCUCACUCUUCCAGCACCUCAUGAGCUGCAACCGCGUGAGGCACAAGAUUAUCAGCGGCAAUAUCUGAUUGUCAACCAUAUUGGGGCGAUCCGUGCUGAGCAUGAUGACUUCACUGUUCGUUUUGCUUCAGCCAUGAGUCAGCUUGUCUUGCUAAAAUCAAUAGAUGGUGUGGAUGUUGAGUGGGUUAAGGAAGUCAAAGGAAAUAUUUAUGACAUGGUUGUUGAAGGUUUUCAACUUUUAAGCAGAUGGACUGCACGAGUUUGGGAGCAAUGUGCUUGGAAAUUUUCUCGCCCAUGCAAGGAUCCUGUUCCAAUAGAGUCACAUGAGAUGCCUGCAUCUUUUUCUGACUAUGAAAAGGUAGUACGGUACAAUUAUAGUGCUGAAGAAAGGAAGGCUCUGGUUGAACUUGUGAGCUACAUCAAGAGUAUUGGAUCGAUGAUGCAGAAGGUUGACACCUCAGUGACUGACGCCUUGUGGGAGACAAUCCAUGCAGAGGUGCAAGAUUUUGUUCAAAAUACGGUGGCGACAAUGUUGCGGACUACAUUUCGAAAGAAGAAAGACCUUUCUAGGAUUCUUUCUGAUAUGAGGACACUUUCAGCAGAUUGGAUGGCAAAUACUAGUAAGCCAGAGACUGAAAUGCAGUCAUAUCAGCAUAGUGGUGAAGAAAGCAGAGGGACCUUCUUUUAUCCAAGGCCUGUAGCCCCAACAUCUGCUCAGGUCCAUUGCUUGCAGUUCCUCAUAUAUGAGGUGGUUUCUGGUGGCAACAUGCGGAAGCCUGGUGGUAUUUUUGGAAAUAGUGGUUCUGAAAUACCUAUCAAUGACUUGAAACAACUGGAGACAUUCUUCUACAAGCUUGGGUUUUUCUUGCAUGUAUUAGACUACACAGCUACUCUAGGAACUUUGACAGAUCUUGGUUUCUUAUGGUUUAGAGAAUUCUAUUUGGAGUCUUCUCGUGUUAUACAGUUCCCCAUUGAAUGCUCCCUUCCAUGGAUGUUGGUGGAUCAUGUGAUCGAAUCUCCAAUCAUUGGCCUUCUGGAGAGUGCCUUGAUGCCAUUUGACAUCUAUAAUGAUGCUGCUCAGCAAGCAUUAGUGAUCCUCAAGCAACGCUUUCUAUAUGAUGAAAUCGAAGCUGAGGUGGACAAUUGUUUUGAUAUAUUUGUCUUGAAGUUGUGUGAGACUAUUUUUACAUACUACAAAAGCUGGGCAGCCAGUGAGCUACUUGAUCCAUCAUUCCUCUUUGCCAUAGACAUUGGCGAAAAGUUUGCGGUCCAGCCAAUGAGAUUCAUAGCUCUUUUAAAGACGACUAGAGUGAAGCUUCUAGGAAGGACCAUCAACUUGAGAAGUUUGAUUGCUGAUAGGAUGAACAAAAUGUUCAGAGAUAAUCUUGAAUUCCUGUUUGAUCGCUUUGAAUCACAGGAUUUAUGUGCCAUUGUGGAACUGGAAAUGUUGCUGGACAUUUUGCAACUUACUCAUGAAUUGCUCUCAAAAGACCUUAUAAUAGAUUCUUUCAAUCUUAUGUUGAACGAGAUGCAGGAGAAUGUAUCCCUUGUUUCUUAUUCUAGUCGACUUGCUUCUCAGAUUUGGACAGAAAUGCAAAAUGACUUCUUGCCAAAUUUCAUCCUUUGCAAUACAACUCAGCGCUUUGUCCGAUCAUCACGAGUGCCCCCUGUUCCUGUCCAAAAGCCUUCGGUUCCUUAUGCAAAGCCAAACUUCUACUGUGGUACUCCUGAUUUGAAUUCUGCUUACCAGAGCUUUGCUCGAUUGUACUGUGGUUUUUUUGGCGUUCCUCACAUGUUUUCUCUAGUCAAGCUCCUGGGAUCUAGGUCACUGCCUUGGCUUAUGCGAGCCCUUUUGGAUCAUAUAUCGAACAAGAUAACUACUGUUGAACCAAUGAUUACUGGAUUGCAAGAAGCUUUGCCAAAAUCUAUAGGGUUACUUCCAUUUGAUGGUGGUAUAUCAGGUAAGUUUGUCGCAUUAUGUAGCAAAGUUGACCUCCAAAGGUAUCUAAAUGUCAGCUUUUUGAAUGACUCGUAUCCUUCUGCCUCACCUAUACUGGUAGCAGAAAUCAACUUCAGUGAAGGUGCCAUCUCCCUGUGGGAGACUUUUCUUGUACUAAUCCAGAGUAUUUGGUUACCCAUAUUCACUGUCCUUUGAAACUUGAUAUUGCUGGCCUCUUACAUCUCCUGUUAGUGUAAGUUAGUUUUUGAAAUGGUAGUCACGUUGCACCCUUUCUUGUUUUGCCUUACUAUGUGUAAUAUUCCUACUGCCUUCUUUCAGAAGGAGAAGCAAAACCUCCUUCAAAAUUCUAUUUGGGUAACUCUGGUUUAUGUUAGACUAAGUGGGCGUUUGGACAUAAGAAUUGUAAAAUUCUGAAAAAACG
This is a messenger RNA of Nicotiana tabacum (common tobacco), 3558 nucleotides long. NCBI's taxonomy places the organism in Eukaryota, Viridiplantae, Streptophyta, Magnoliopsida, Solanales, Solanaceae. The record is from RefSeq and is a predicted model, not a curated record.